AUGGGGUGUGCUAGCAGGUCCGAUGUGAAAGAAAUAGCCGAUUACAUGACACUUCUUGAGGGAUGGAUUUAUGAGCACUUUCGUGGAUUCCAACCACACUUGAAUAUGAAUUACACUCGAGACAUGCCACAUGUUUACCGUUGGACUUCUCGGAGAGAGUCUGGUGAAGAGAGACAGUUGCAGGCUUUUCGAGAGGAGCUUGAUAGGUUAGGGUAUUUGGAACCCAUACUAGAGUUGCAGAGAUGUCCAUCCGUGUCACCCAGCUAUGUUCUAUCACGGUUGCCUAAAGUGUUUGGAAGAAAUCUUGUCCCAGAUGAUGCAGUUGAUUAUAUUGCUUCUGAGAAUAACAUUGCAGAAUUUUUUAAAGUGGAUAGCACUAUGUUUGUGCCUCUUUUGACUGUAUGCACAGAGCUCUUUUUGCUCAAAGUCGGAAGACAAGUCCAUGGCUUUCUUAUUGCUUUCUCUAGCUGUCAUUGUAAUAAUUAUUCAUUGGAUGAUGGCGAUGCAAUUAUUGGAAGCGCUUUGAUCAAUAUGUACAGCAAGUGCGGUAGCAUUGGUGAAGCUCGAAAAGUUUUUGAUGCUUGGCUGCCUGCCCAACUUGUGGCUCUUUGGAAUUCGAUGAUAUCAGGUUAUAUGUAUAAUGGUUUAGUUGAAGAUGCUAGGACACUGUGGGAAGAAAUGUCAGAGAAAAAUGUCAUUUCAUGGACGAGCAUGUUAUCUGGGUAUGUACAGAACGAUAUGCCACGAGAAAGUUUAGAUUUACUAGCUAAAAUGUAUUCUAACGGGGAUGGAUCUAGAGUAGAAGGGAACUGCUUCACUUUUGUAGCGGGUCUUGAAGCAUGUAGCUAUUUAACAAACUUAGAAAUGGGAAAACAAAUCCAUGCAAAGCUCAUGAGGACAUUAACUAGAGCUGAUACCAAUAAUGUGGUUGUUGGAACGGCUUUGGUGGAUAUGUAUUCUAAAGCCGGCUAUUUGUCCUAUGCACAAACUGUUUUUGAUUUGAUGGUGGAGAGAAAUGUAGUUGCAUGGACAUCUAUCAUUAUGGGGUAUGCAGUUCAUGGGUUUGGUUUUCGAGCCCUUGAUUAUUUCCAGCAGAUGAUGGAAAUGGGCGUGGAACCAAAUGAGGUGACAUUUGUGUCUGUCUUAACUGUUUGCAGCCAUUGUGGUUUGGUGGUUGAGGGGUUACAAUACUUUAAACUGAUGAAGGAGAAGUAUAGAUUAAUUCCAAGGGAAGAUCAUUACACAUGUUUGGUUGAUAUGUUGGGACGCGCUGGAAGGCUUGAGGAAGCAUGGAAUUUGCUGGAAGAAAUUGAUGUUGGAGAAAUGAGUUCUAGAGGUACCAUUUGGGCCGCAAUGCUUGGGGCAUGUCAAUUGCAUGGGAAUGUGGAAAUGGGAAGGAGGGCAGCUAAGAAGAUGUUAGAGACAAAGAAACAAAUUUUGACGACUCAUAUUGCACUUUCUAAUGUUUAUGCCGGGGCAGGGAUGUGGAAUGAAGCGUAUAGAGUGAGAGAAAAUUGGAGCAAAGAAGGUGAUGUUAAUGGGGAGCCAGGUCUUAGCCACAUCUGCACAAACCUUGUGGUUUCUUGA
Molecule: messenger RNA, 1587 nt
Organism: Camellia sinensis
Lineage: Eukaryota; Viridiplantae; Streptophyta; Magnoliopsida; Ericales; Theaceae
Source: RefSeq, a predicted model, not a curated record